Talaromyces stipitatus ATCC 10500 is the source of this 2124-nucleotide messenger RNA. RefSeq names its product glutaminyl-tRNA synthetase. Lineage: Eukaryota; Fungi; Ascomycota; Eurotiomycetes; Eurotiales; Trichocomaceae. The transcript has 9 exons. Gene Ontology annotation, biological process: glutaminyl-tRNA aminoacylation; translation. The record is from RefSeq and is a predicted model, not a curated record. Gene Ontology annotation, cellular component: cytoplasm; cytosol. Gene Ontology annotation, molecular function: glutamine-tRNA ligase activity; ATP binding. Bases 139 to 2034 code for a protein of 631 amino acids.
ACCCCUUGAAACAUCAGCAGAGACCAACCCACGAGUCAUACUGCUUAGUGUCACUUCAACUUGUCAUCUGAAUAUUGAAAUACGUGCAAUACAGUACUGAUUGAACGAAUAUCCGCCACCGAGCCCGACACGACAAACAUGGCGGAUGCCAUUACCGAAGCUACAGCUAAGCUGCAGCUCGACGAGGAGACCGGCGAGAUGGUCUCCAAGAACGAGCUGAAGAAACGUCUUGCGAAGCGCGCAAAAAAAGCAAAGACAGCCGCCAAUAAAGCGGCGGCACCGCCUAAGGAUACUACCGAGAAGGAGAGCAACGCUGCGAAAAAGCCAAAACCAGAAGAGACUCAGCUUGACCCAGACGCCAUGUUUAAGGAAGGAUUUUUGGCCAAGGUCUACGAUGAGCGUCCUACUGGCAAGGACACUGUAACUCGGUUCCCGCCUGAACCCAAUGGAUUCUUGCACCUAGGGCAUGCUAAGGCUAUUGCGAUCAACUUCGGCUUUGCUCGUUAUCAUGGUGGAGUAACGAAUCUUAGAUUCGAUGAUACGAACCCCGAGGCAGAAGAAGAAAUCUACUUCACAUCAAUCAUCGAUGUUGUUGAAUGGCUCGGAUUCAAACCACAUGCCAUUACAUACUCCAGCGACAACUUUCAAAGACUAUACGACCUUGCCGAAAAACUCAUCCAGCUGGAAAAGGCAUAUGUUUGCCACUGCAACGAGGCUGAAAUCAAACUUCAGCGCGGAGGAGAGAAAGGAACAUCGCCACGUUACCGCUGCGUGCACGCCGAGCAGGAUGUCGAGACGAACCUGCAGAAAUUCCGGGAUAUGCGAGACGGGAAAUACCAGCCACAGGCCGCAUUCCUCCGAAUGAAGCAGGAUAUUACUAGUGGUAACCCUCAAAACUGGGACCUUGCUGCUUAUCGAGUGCUUUCAAAGCCACAUCACCGAACCGGUGAUAAGUGGAUUAUUUAUCCCACUUACGAUUUUACACACUGCAUUGUUGAUAGCUUCGAGGGUAUAACCCACAGUCUCUGCACUACAGAAUUCCAGCAAGCGCGAGAAAGUUACGAAUGGCUCAAUAAGACCUUGUCAUUGUACGAGCCGAUGCAGCGCGAAUACGGCCGAUUGAACGUCACUGGCACCAUCAUGAGCAAACGUGGGCUCAAGAAACUGAUUGACGGCAAGUAUGUGCGAGGCUGGGACGACCCACGACUAUACACAUUGAUUGCGCUGAGGAGGCGCGGUGUACCACCUGGCGCAAUCCUCUCAUUUAUCAACGAACUCGGCGUGACCACAGCAAACUCUCUGAUCCAGCUUAAGAGAUUCGAACAGAGUGUGCGCCGUUACCUAGAAACCGCCGUCCCUCGACUCAUGAUGGUCCUGGACCCUCUACCCGUCGUUAUCGAGGAUGCCGACUCUCUAGCGUCCAGCGAACGAGAUCUCAACAUUCCCUUCUCGCCCAAGAACCCCGAAUUCGGAUCUCACCCCCUCCGCCUCACAAACACGGUCUACAUCGACCGCUCCGACUACCGCGAGGUCGAUAGUAAAGAUUACUUCCGUCUCGCACCCGGCAAAACAGUCGGAUUCCUCCAAAUGCCAUACCCAGUCACAGCAACAUCCUUCUCCAAGGACGCAGACGGCAAAAUUACCGAAGUCCGCGCUGUCUUCAAUAAAGAUGGGAAGAGACCCAAAACUUAUAUACAGUGGGUCCCUGAGGGAUCGCGUAAAGUGGAAGUUCGCGUACAUACAGCGCUUUUCAAGUCUGAGGAUCCAGCUAGCGUUGAAGGCGGAUUUUUGAAUGAUAUCAGUCCCAACAGUGAGACUGUUUAUACUGAUGCGCUGAUUGAGCCUGGAUUUGAGGAGGUGCGUCGCCGAGCGCCGUGGCCGGAUACGGAGGGAGAGAAGAAGAAAGCUGGACCUGAGAGUGUGCGCUUCCAGGGGUUGCGUAUUGCAUAUUUUGCCAUGGACUCGGAUUCUACAGAUGACAAGGUCGUCCUUAAUCGUAUCGUGUCUCUCAAGGAAGAUGCUGGAAAGAGUUGAGCAAUAUAAACUUGUACGUUGUUGAUAAUUCUCAUGUUGGAUUUAGCAUCUAGUCAUAGCAGUAUUAGUUGUUUCAAUUGGUUUAUUUUU